Messenger RNA from Sparassis crispa, 1557 nucleotides. RefSeq lists its product as hypothetical. The transcript has 2 exons. Gene Ontology annotation, molecular function: protein binding. Lineage: Eukaryota; Fungi; Basidiomycota; Agaricomycetes; Polyporales; Sparassidaceae. Bases 1 to 1557 code for a protein of 518 amino acids. The record is from RefSeq and is a predicted model, not a curated record.
AUGCCGGAGGACACUCUUUGUCGUACAGUGGCUCAGCGUCCGAUCUCGUCGAUCAGUCCUUCUCCUACGUCGGAACCCCCCGUCAAUCGGCUUCCUAAUGAAAUAUUGGGGGAAAUAUUCGUGAUAUUGCGGAGUCUGGACUACAGCAACAAUAUUUCGCCAGUUGGAAUGGCUUGGCUGAGAGUGACAUUCGUGUGUCAGUAUUGGAGGGGGAUCGCUCUCGGAAUGCCCAGCCUCUGGUCAUCCAUCGAUGUGACCAGGGAUCUCGAGUUCUGCAGGCUCUAUUUGCAACGGUCGCAGAACACCCUGAUCGACAUCCAUUAUCCCAGAGAUAUGCUGGUCAGAUGCCGGUGCAGUACCCACAACGUCACUGGCAUCAUUGUGAUGGUGUUACCCCAUGCACAUCGCAUUCGCACUCUGGAGCUUGGUACCAUGGAUAAGUCGCACUUGCUCGAACUUUUCGCUGCUCUAACCAUCCCAAUGCCUCAUAUGGAGGCUCUCGAGUUACUCAGGGACGAUGGAUGGGAUGACUUGACCCCUUUCAAUCCUCCCCGCGACCAAUUCCCUGCACUCCGGUCCAUCGCCUUGAAUCCGGCUUGCAUCGCUUGGUCAUCUCCCUUACUAUCCCGCCUGACAAACUUGGAGCUGUAUUACAGAACCAGUGAUAAGCUAUUGUCCAUGAACACUUUUCUGGAUAUGAUACAGGCCAGUCCGGACUUACAAUCACUGGUGUUAUGGCAUGCUGGCCCAAAUGUUGGGGCUUCGAAGGAUACUCGCAUUGUUUCCCUUCCGCAACUCAGAGUAAUCCAUUUGGAGGACACUUCACGUACCAUAUCGUCUACCCUCGCACAUCUCGCUAUACCCGCUCGCGCCUUCCUCAAAAUCCGCAUAUUGGCACAUCGCGAAUUUGGUCACCCCCUUCCUGACCUGAUACACGAUAUUUUUCCCCCGGACACGUCGGCGCUCGAUAACCUAAAGAGCAUUCGCCAUGUCAACCUGACCGGCGAGCACAACCACUUUUCAAUCAGUGCCUUCGACGGUCCCGGUGGCCGCUACCAGGAAGAUAUGCGUUUACGGGUAUAUGUGACCUAUAACAACAUCGACCUGUCACCAUUGGUGCCUACUGCACUCCCUGCAUUAGCAGCAAUGUUUGGCCCUUCAGUGGUCGGCCUGAAUGUCGAAGGGGAGUAUGACCUUACUGAGGAACAGUGGCGAGAUACCUUAACCUGCUGGCCUGACCUCGAGUAUAUCCAUGUCUUGCUCGGCGGUGACGUCCGCUCUUUAUUCGAAGCCCUCCGUUUACCUCCCGUCGGUUUCUCAACGGGAAUCCCAUCACCGCGCCUAAAAGAUAUCCUUGUAUGCAGGGUCAGUUCCGGCAGCAUCGAACACUCCUUCAGGAUCAUAAUUGCCUGCUUGGAAGCACGCUUGGCGCAGGGCACGCGACUCGAGGAGUUGACGUUACGCGAUGGAUUGUGGACAGAUAAUCCAGGUGAUGGGUUCAAGGCAAAGAUGGAGACGCUCGUUGGAAAGUACUGCUGGGAUGUCCGUCGUGUCUAA